Messenger RNA from Phascolarctos cinereus (koala), 2046 nucleotides. RefSeq names its product F-box protein 7 (gene FBXO7). Gene Ontology annotation, biological process: positive regulation of autophagy of mitochondrion. The record is from RefSeq and is a predicted model, not a curated record. NCBI's taxonomy places the organism in Eukaryota, Metazoa, Chordata, Mammalia, Diprotodontia, Phascolarctidae. Gene Ontology annotation, molecular function: protein kinase binding.
GGACGAAGCGGCUGAAGAGGAGGCGGCGGCGGCGGUGGUGUCCCGGUCCCUGUCUCUGUCCCGGCCCCGCGGCGGUCCGAGGAGUGAGAAGGGGCCCCCCGCGCCAUGAAGCUGCGGGUCCGCGUCCGGAAGCGGACGGCUGCGCUGGAGCUGCCGGGCGCGGAGCCGACGCUCGGGGAGCUGCGCGCGCACCUGCGCCAGGCCUUGCUCCCCGCCUGGGGCUACAGUUCUGACAUCCAGUUUGCAGUAACACUGAACGGCAGGGAUACCCUCGCUGAAGAUGAAGAGACCUUGGCCUCCUAUGGGAUUGUUUCUGGGGACUUGAUCUGUUUGAUUCUUGAGGAAGCCGCUGUGGAAUCUCCCGUAGCUCCAGCUUCAGAUUCAGCACAUUCUUAUUUCCAGAGUGAUCCCAAUCAGCCGUCUUUGGCCCCCAGCCACAGCCAGUCCAGCCGACGAGGUGAAGAAGAGCUGCAGGACCCGGGCCCUGCUGUCCAGAGGGCAGACAGCACGCCAGGAUCUAGUCUAGAUUUUGAUUCUGGGUUAAUUCAAGAGGAUGUGGAUAUGGAAGAGGGUACAGGGUCCUAUCCCACGGAGCCAAUGCUGUGCAGUGAAGCCGUGGAUGGGCAGGUGCCCCAUUCCUUGGAGACACUGUACCACGCGGCUGAAUGCAGUAGUGCCAAUGAUGCCUUGAUUGUUCUGGUUCACCUUUUGAUGCUGGAGUCCGGCUACACCCCCUUGGGGACUGAAGCAAAAGCCGUGUCCAUGCCUGAGAAGUGGCGAUCGGGAGGUGUCUAUAAGUUGCAGUAUACGCAUCCUCUCUGUGAAGACGGCACCGCUGCCCUCACGUGUGUGCCGCUGGGGAGUCUUGUCGUCAUAAACGCUACGUUGAAAAUCAACAAUGAAAUUAGGAGUGUGAAAAGAUUACAGCUGCUGCCGGAGUCUUUUAUUUGCCCCCAUGAACAAGAGGAAAAUGUGGCCAGCAAAUACAGAGACCUCCCGAAGCUGUCCCGCCUUUUUAAAGACCAGCUGGUCUAUCCUCUUCUGGCUUUUGCCCGACAAGCUUUAAACUUGCCCGAUGUGUUUGGUUUAGUCGUCCUUCCGUUGGAAUUAAAACUUCGGAUUUUCCGGCUCUUAGAUGUCCGUUCAGUCCUGUCUCUGUCUGCAGUUUGUCGGGACCUUUUCAUUGCUUCGAAUGACCAGCUUCUGUGGAGAUUUAUGUACUUACGGGAUUUUCGAGAUUGUGCCGUCAGACCUCGAGACACUGACUGGAAAGAGCUCUACAGGAAGCAAAAACAGAGGAAAGAUGCCCUGAGAUGGAGGCACCCCAUGUUCCUGCCCCCUCCGCCCCACCCCAUGCCAUUCCACCCCAGUCCCUUCUACCCCAGCCCCUUCCCGCCCAGCCCCAUGUAUCCCCCAGGGAUUAUUGGUGGUGAGUUUGAUGAGAGACCAGUGCUUCCCUAUGCUGGGGACCCAAUCAAUUCACUCAUCCCUGGCCCUGGGGAAACGCCCGGCCAGUUCUCCCCAUUCAGACCCCAUUUCGAUCCAGUGGGCCCGUUUCCUGGGCCCAAUCCUGUCCUGCCAGGGCGAGGGGGCCCCCAGCGACCGGUUUCCCUUCAGGCCCAGCCGCGGUCGGCCAACUGACAUUCGCCUCUCGUUCAUAUGAUGGUUUUUAAGCCCAGUUGAGCUUGCUUUAGGUUGUUUUGUUUUUCCCUUAAAACCACAAUGUCAUCUCCAUGGGGCUGCAUAUCCCUAGUGUCUUCUCGUGUUUGUGCACUCCCAGGCCCUUUGACUAGGCCUGCUUCAAGUUUCCUGUGGGGAGUGUGCUUGGAUUACCAGGCUGCUGAAGGCAUCCCUCAGAAAGGGGUAUACCUGAAUCAGAAGAGGAGGCGGCCGGGGCUCCCCAUUCUCUCUUCCCAUCUCAGAAGGGUGUUGAAGCUACAACGUGCUGCAUCAGAUAGACAGCUUAACACGCAAAGUAACACGUCUGCUCUGACUUUUCUUACAGAAAGAUGUAUAAUAAACACUUAGGAGACCUUCCCAAUCCGA